AUGUCUCAACCUGACACAGUUACAACAUGCAUGGGGACUCGACCUAAGAAUGCAACUCAGCAUCCCAGGCACAUUUUAAUCAAUAGUCAUGGAAAGAAGCGUACCACUGCUGAAAAGGCCGCUGACGACCAACGUGAAAGGGAGGCAAAGGAGGCAAGUGAAAAAGCUGUACAAGAAAGUUAUCAGCAUAUUGCUACUUUGCAGGCACAGAUGCAGGCUGACCAAGAUGCUAUGUGUGUUGACGCACCUAAGCCUAAGCGUCCUCAUGCAUGCCUGGUGGGGAAGGCUGCAAAGGACUUGAAGACCUCUGACUCGACUAUGGAUGAUAGGCAGGCAGGAGCAAAAAUCGUCACCAAUAAGCCUCUUGUCACCAAAGGCAGGGGUCACAGGGGUGGAGCUAAGAAGUUAGCAGCUGAUGCUAGCAUCAAAAAUCCUGCAAGUGAGCAUGAGGAUGGGGAGCCAGUCCAAACCAAAAAGAAGAAGAAACUGGUGGUGAGAGAAGCAAUUCAAGCAGUAUUAAAUGCUGGCAUCGUUAUCGACUCAACAAAGGCACGUGAUGGAGAAGUUCAGAAGAUGUCUGAUGUUUCCCAAAAAUUUGCACUUGCUGGACGUGUCCCAGGGUGGCUGUCGAAUCUUCCCACGACUGCCCCAAAGCCAGCUGCAUCAUUGAGGGUGAAUCCUUCUACAUCUUCCAUUCAUCCACGGACCAGUUACUCUAAGCUCACAAAGGGAAGCACCAUCAGCAGCAAUGUUCUGCCCCCACUCACACCCAUCAGUACCUCAAAUGCUGGAGGCUUUACAGAGUUCAAUAUGUAUGCAUCUGAUGAGGACGAGGAUGACGAGGAGCUCGCAAAACCUCUUUCUCAUAUUACAAGCAACAAGGCUUACAUAUGCACUCUUGAUGGUGUAGUCCCUUCAGAUGUUACCUGUCGCAGUGCAACUGAACAGUCUGAUUCGAUUGAAGAUGUGGACAACAUUGAUAUCUUCACAGACAUCCGCAGCCACUUUAUAGAUUCUGAUGGCACCGGCCCUGCUACACAACCUGAUUUCCUAAGGGAGUAUAAGGCCAAUGAUGAUGCCAAUCACGAGCUACAGUCCUUGGACCGUGAUUCUGACCUUGAACCUCUUCCCCUCGCCCAAAAACCUAGGUCCCACUCCACCCCCCCAAUGGAUUUUGACUCCCUGGCGAGUCAGAAGUGGAAGCUGUCACCUCCUCUGGACUAUGAUGACAUAAUGGAGCUGUCAUCCGAGGCCAAAAGUGUGCAGGGUGCCAAUGAAGAUGUGAAGACCAAACCUGUUAACCCAGUGUUCACGCGCCGGGUGACCUCUACAACUAAUGUUGCUGCCAUGCUCAAAGCCCCUCCAGCAAAGUGGCUGAAGUCUGAGUCCUCCACUCCCUCCAAGCCAAUUUUCAUCCCUACCGUCAUUCGCUGCAUCAGCGAUCUAGAUGAAGUAUGGACCCUUGCAGAUGAUGUUGUCUAUCCUAUCUUGCAGUCAGUCUGGAAUGCAGUCUACAAAGGCAAGAUUCCACACACGGUUGAAGCUGAUGGGCCUGUCCUUGCCGUUACCCUCCAGCGGUUGUCAGAGUGGCACAAUACCUUUAGCAAUGUGGCUCUCGCCAUACUCACAAACUUCAUGACUUCGCAAGAUGAUCUCAAGACUGAUGAGGACCGCAAAGAUUUUGCAUCAGCCUUACUCGAAAAGUUCAGCUUCUUAUUUGGGGACAUCACAGUGGACGGAGAGGUGUCCAACCCAUUCCAGUCUGACCUCAUUGUACAGGUCCUUGUGCAGCACAAGUGUGCCACGUCCAGUGCUGUCAACCUGCCGGGAACAAAUGAUACAGUGCCGGGGCACUCAAGGGGCGCUCUUAGUCUUGCCACAGCAGCAGCACAUAUGGAACGCACCAUCAGGCUUUUCGUCAAUGGACACAUGCUCCUAGGAGACAUCGACACCUCUGGCAAUGGUCGAGGCAACAAGACCCUGCUCGACAUCAAUCCAUCCACAGGCAACCAGAGCAGCAUCCCCUUGGCAUUUUCAGAAGCCAAUUGGGGUGCGCACACGAGGGCUUACAUGGUAUCUAUCACAUGCUUGCCAGACUCAGUGUAG
Molecule: messenger RNA, 2106 nt
Organism: Suillus fuscotomentosus
Lineage: Eukaryota; Fungi; Basidiomycota; Agaricomycetes; Boletales; Suillaceae
Exons: 7
Coding region: 1-2106 (701 amino acids)
Source: RefSeq, a predicted model, not a curated record